AUGUCUUCCUUUCAGAGGGCAACUCGCGUCCGAAUGGGCCACCGCAACGAGGAUUGCGGUGAAGAGCGAAUGGACCUCGGACACCUUUAUGCAUAUACUCGCCCAACAUAUGAAUACCGCCUGUCAUUCAAUGCUACCCAGAGACAACGUGUUCACCCCAACUUGGCGCGUGAACAAAAGGCGUUGUUAUCUCUCUACUCACCACCCUACACCACAACUUGUUGGCACAACAUGGGCAUCGUCUCUUUUUUCAGCGGGCUCGCCGAUCCUUUACUUUCCCUUGGUUAUUUGCUGUAUCUCUUAGGUUGGGAUGCUGGCCUACACCUAUCAAACUACAUCCUUCCUAAGAAGCAGCCCGGAGCUGUUAUAGCAAAGGGUGUGGGUGGCCAUGGAGGGAAAUGGGGAGAAUUCCGACCUCCUGGCCCGGACGACGCACGCUCACCUUGUCCGGCGAUCAAUGCAUUGGCCAAUCACGGUGUUUUGCCUCGUAACGGGAAAGGAAUAACAUGGCAAGCUAAUUGCUGGAAAGAGCUGGGCGAAGCCGUAGGUGCUACCUACAACCUCUCUCCAACUCUUUGCAUCCAAGUUCCUUGGCUUACUGCCAAGUUCUUGUUCGCGGGACGGGACUGGGAAGGGAAGAUGACCCUGGAUGAUCUCAAUGCGCAUGGCGCAAUUGAGCAUGACGCCAGCUAUACUCGCGCCGAUAUCAAGUGGCAGCCCAACCAAGGAGUGCCAGACGUGGAUAUUAUCCGUGGGUUGUACGAGACGGCGGGAUUCGACAUGGAUAAACUCAGACCCACGGACACCUUCAAGUUGGAGCACUUCUCGAAGUAUCUUGCUUACAGGAGAGCCCACUCCAAGGUUUUUAAUAACCAAUAUAUUAUGAACCGAAAUGGCAAGACGUUCGGUUGUGCCAAUUCGGCAAUUGCUUUUGAUGUUUUCGGAGGUAAUGCCGCGGACCUCAAAACAUGGUUUAUAGAGGAGCGUAUGCCAGAUGGCUGGGAACCCAGAAACCUGACCAGGAAUGGGUUUACCAUUGCAAGGCUAAACACGUUGUACGUAUCUCCCUCUACCUCUCGACCGCACCCCGUUGCCCCUGUCCGGUCCACGGGAGGCACUUCCGACCCCCAUUAUUUAUCGCUAAAUCAAAGUUAUGUGCUGAUGCCUAUCUUGACAGGGUUUUCCAAAUCGAGCGAGGCAUUUCGCGCGAGGGAAAUUUAG
Rhizoctonia solani is the source of this 1221-nucleotide messenger RNA. Its product is annotated as peroxidase family 2 domain protein. Bases 1 to 1221 code for a protein of 406 amino acids. NCBI's taxonomy places the organism in Eukaryota, Fungi, Basidiomycota, Agaricomycetes, Cantharellales, Ceratobasidiaceae. The transcript has 8 exons. The record is from RefSeq and is a predicted model, not a curated record. Gene Ontology annotation, molecular function: peroxidase activity.